Molecule: messenger RNA, 3143 nt
Organism: Dreissena polymorpha
Lineage: Eukaryota; Metazoa; Mollusca; Bivalvia; Myida; Dreissenidae
Product: glutathione hydrolase 1 proenzyme-like
Exons: 14
Coding region: 417-2339 (640 amino acids)
Biological process (GO): glutathione catabolic process
Cellular component (GO): plasma membrane
Molecular function (GO): glutathione gamma-glutamate hydrolase
Source: RefSeq, a predicted model, not a curated record
UAAAGCAUGUUAAUUAAUCCCUGCUGGUUUGAUAUGACCCGUAUUGAUACCUGAUAUUUAGGUCAGAUAUCCGAUCGGAUGGAUGCAUUCUCCUAUCUGAUAACGCGUACGAUUUUCACUAGCUCGCAGAUGAUUCGGUAGUUCCAAGUAUAUAAUUUCUUCGUUCUUUAUCAACAUAACAUGCGUGGUAGCCCAUAGAAGCCGUUAACCCGUACGCAGUGCUCACGCAUCUAUUACAGCGACAUUAUUGUUCAGUAGCGAACACCGUCAGCAUCGUUUGCGCAUACUUACUACGGAGGCUUUUCUGUAUUGUAAUAUGUGUUAACAGUGGGUUGAUGUUACAUUCCACGGAUGAUAAAUCGUAAUACGUUAGAGGAAUAUUAUUUUAUUACAAGAAUUAGUUUCCAGAGUGAAUAAUGGAGCUAAAUAACGGCAUCACGAAAGAUGCCGAGAAUGAACCGGCAGCUAACGAACCUUUGUUCGACAAAGCCAAUACAAGCACUAUGCAAGACUACGAGGAAAAGGCGAACCAAAGCAAAUCAAAGUGUGAAGUGUGCAUCUGUACAAAAAAGAGGCGGUUAAUUAUCACAAUAAUCCUAGUGAUGCUAUUUAUUUAUGCCGUCGGUCUGGCGAUCGGUUUAGCCGUAGGGCUGUCAGGUGGCGAGAAAAAGCUCGAGAAAAACGAUACGAUAGAGGAUAAGAUUCCAACAGGGGCAGUAGUGUCCGACCAUGAGGCGUGCUCGGAUAUAGGCAGGGAUAUUCUUGAGCGCCAAGGCACAGCGGUAGAUGCAGCAAUCGCAACUUUGAUCUGCAACGGGGUUCGUACACCGCACAGUAUGGGCAUCGGUGGAGGUAUGUUUAUGGUGAUAUAUGACAAAUCAGCCAAGAAAUCCAUAUACAUAGACGGCCGGGAGAUGGCACCGCACUCCAUUACACAACAUAUUUACUCCAAUCUCACCAAGCAUAAUGUCAGAGCCCACAUGAUAGCGAUCCCGGGCGAGCUUAAGGCGUACAAAUACGCCCAUGGAGAAUAUGGACGCCUACCUUGGGCGGAGCUAUUCAAGCCAACCAUUCAAAUGCUGAGAGACGGGUUUCCGUUGUCCGAGUCCACGGGAAAUACUCUGGCGUUCAUCACGGACAGGAUGAAAUUGAAGCUGACGAGCUUUCCGACGAUAUGCAACAUAUUCUGCUCGGACAAAGCUGCCGGUACGCCACUGAAGGCGGGUGAGACGCUACAUUGGCCCCACCUAGCGGACACCUUACAGGGCAUCGCCGAUCAAGGGCCUGAUUACAUCUACGACAGUAAACUCACACAAACACUCGUGGACGAGAUUCAGGACGCUGGCGGCGUCCUAGAUCUGCAGGAUUUCAUCCUCAACUAUAAGUUGCACAGUGGAAGCCCACUGGAGGUGGGGCUGGGUAACUACACCAUGUAUACCAUGCCAGGGGCCACGGGCGGACCCAUGGUGGCGCUUAUGAUGAACAUUUUAAAACAUGAUCCGUGGUCGACGUUGGACAUGGGGAACCUCACGGACAAAAGCAUUGUUUACCACGCCCUUAUCGAGGCCAUGAAGUUUGCAAGUGCCGACAAGUAUUUUCUAGAAGACCCAACAUUCAACGACCAGGUUAACGAGACAAUCGCCAAGAUGGUGUCGGAGGAGUAUGCGGGUAUUCUACGUCAUAAGAUCAGAGACAAGGCCCAGCCCAGCUCGUUCUACACGAAAGCGGUACGGGACUACACCGAUAUUGGUGGCACGUCGCAUGUGUCAGUACUUUCACCGUACGGUGAUGCCGUGUCCGUGACGUCAACGAUCAACGGGUACUUCGGGUCAGGGUUUGCAUCCAAUUCCACUGGGAUAAUAUGGAACAACGAAAUGCAGGACUUUGACACCCUUGGAAACGCCACAUUCAACCGCAUUGAGCCGCUUAAACGUCCCCGUUCUGCCAUGGCCCCGGUCAUACUGGUGGACAGACAGGGGAACGUAAGGCUGGUGACCGGAGCUGCCGGGGGAGGACGAAUCCCCAGCGCGAUUGCUCAGGUGCUCACCAACAUGUUCCUGCUGGGGACAUCCCUGGAGGAAGCGGUGAGCCAAGAUCGUGUACACGCGGAUGUGGGGAAGAAUACUGUCGAUAUUGAGAAGACCAUGCCCGAGGACCUCGUCGAAAAACUGCAAGAAAUGGGACAUAACGUCGUACCAAACGACGGUAUCGUUUUCUCGGUGGUUGAGUCGAUAGAAGUGAUGGGAAACGGGUCUAUAAAAGGUUACGCAGAUCCCCGAAAACAGCCUGGGAAAGCGAGCUAUGUGUACAAGACUGUGAAAAAGGGGAUGAAAUCGUGAUACCAUCAUUACUGUUGUUAAGUUAUCAGUAAAUAAGUACUGCUAUUAGCUCGCAUGAAACCAGUGUUACAACAUUGAUCAACACCAAAGAAGGUCCAUUUGACCAGAUUUAAAAGCAGCUUGUGUCGCAUGUUCACAUAUAUACAACUGCGAUCCAGAAAGUUGUCUUUUGUACACUGAAAACAUGCUUUCAGAGUUUUAAAUGAAAAAGUUCAAAUCAACGCAUUUCUAAAUUGUAGAACAACUGUGGUUUAGCGAGACAUAAUGUAACGUUUGGUUAUAAUCCCGACGCUGGUCACAUACUAUCAUACAGUAUCCAGCAGUAUACAUAUGCUUUAUAAUCAAGUAUAUCUGUAUAAGUUCUGAAUGGCACAAACCAAUGGAAGGCCACAUAGUCACGUGUUUUUGUUGUUGUUGUUUUGCUAAAAGAAAAUAUAUAUGAUUAUAAUUUUUUUAGUUAAGCUAUAUUUGUAUCCGAUUGUAUUUGUAUUAAUAUUUACUUAUGGAUCCAUUAUUGAAAACGAACAGUAUUAAAAGAACCGGGAAAGCACGUUGAGACCAGUAGUUAAGCGUGGUGAGAAUGAAUGUAUACAUGGACAUUAAGUUUGGCAAUUACACCCCUGACAAAUCCAAAUGGUAGAACCAUUCAACAAGUGCUAUAGACGAUAAUAUUAUAUGGGUCAAUGAAACAUUUGGUAACGCCAAAACCUAGAACGCGUUAACGUUGCUGACUGUCGUUUGCAGUGAAAUUGUUCCGCUUCAUCAAACAAAAUGUUAUGAUAAAUAAAGCGUACUGUGUCCCUG